CGAGAUAGGCAGAGCAGCGAAACCAUCACCACUGCCGGACGCUUGGCGAUCUGGGAGCGCCACAUGAUGAUCCAUAACAUGAUUCCACGACGAUGCAUCCUGGAGCAUUGGGUUUGGGAUCGCAAGUUUCUGGGACGCCAUAGGGUCGCAGAUGCGGCAUUUUCUGCUCUCAAUUCGUAACUGCCGUGCUAAUAAUAUCCAACUUGCUUUUUCGAAUCUGAACAAAGGCGCCUGAGUUGAGAGCUAUCGCGACCGCUGGGACGAAUAGGACGACUCCAAGUAGAUUCGUUGGCAUGCCAUCCCUUCCCCUGAGAUACGUCUGAAUGGCAAACAGAGACGGGGAAGCGUUCUGCUUCGUCGAGUUGUUCUUUCAGCGUGGCUGUUGGCUUAUGCUUCCUGGUCGAGACGCGGUCAGCGGCCGAUCUUCAAAAAGGCUACAUCUUCUUCCCUUUCUUUUCUUCUGCCUUCCGGCUUCCUCCUUUCUCCUGGACUUGCCGUUCGCCCUUGAGACGUUAAUAAAUAGUCUCCAUCUUGUCUUCUCUUCCUCUUGUCCGCUCUAUCCUCUACAAUCAGGAACAUAAUCUAACACAAACAACCUCUCCAACAUGUCGUUCUCCGGACGCCGUUUAAGUAUCCUGCGCCCUUCGGACCACUCCAGGAAAUUCUCACUGGGCAAGGAUCUUUCAGAGAAUGAACAACAGUCUGAAACCCACCGCCAAUUCCGAGAUGCACACGCUGGCCAUCGUCCCCACGCUGGUCUCGAUGCCUCCCGUGUUUCUACAGGUGUUGUCUGGUGUUCAGAGCGCGCCGCAGAGCAUGGCUACGCCGACGAUCCGAAGUCUUGGGCCAAUCUGGGUCAGGGUGCCCCCGAGGCCGACGACGAGAUCACCGGCAGCUUCCCCCGUCCCUCUGCCAUCCCCAUAACUUCCGCUGCCAGAGAAUACGGCCCGACCGCUGGUAUCAAGCCGCUUCGUGCCGCUGUCGCCCGCCUGUACAAUGAGCAUUAUCGCAAGGGCAAAGAGAGCAAGUACACCUGGGAAAACGUCUGCAUCGUUCCCGGUGGUAGAGCCGGUUUGAUUCGAAUCGCCGCUAUCCUUGGAAACUCGUAUCUUUCUUUCCCCAUUCCCGAUUACUCUGCGUACUCGGAGAUGUUAACUCUAUUCAAGAAUAUCGCCCCCAUUCCAAUGCCCCUCUCCGAAGAUGACCACUACCAUGUUCAUCCGGAUAAGAUCGCAGAGGAAAUCGCCCGUGGUUCUUCUGUCAUCCUCACUUCAAACCCUCGUAAUCCAACUGGCCACUUCGUCUCCAAUUCCGAGCUCGCUCUGAUCCAGGAUAUCUGCAGAGAUCGUGCAACCCUGAUCUUGGAUGAGUUCUACGGUGGCUACAACUACAGCACUGGCUGUGAUGGCACGACCAUCAGUGGUGCUGCUAACGUAAUUGACGUAAACAAAGAUGAUGUACUAUUGAUCGACGGUCUUACUAAGCGCUUCCGUCUCCCCGGCUGGCGUAUUGCCUGGGUUGUCGGCCCGAAGGAGUUCGUCGAAGCUCUAGGCUCUGCCGGUUCAUAUCUGGAUGGUGGUGCCAAUGUCCCCUUCCAGGAAGCGGCCAUUCCCAUGCUUGAGCCAACCCUUGUACGCGCGGAGAUGAAGGCGCUGCAGCAUCACUUCCGUGAGAAGAGAGACUAUGUCUUGAAGCGCCUUUAUGACAUAGGAUUCCGCGUCCACGACAUUCCUCAGGCCACCUUCUAUAUCUGGCUCGACUUGACAUCCAUCACUCCACCUCUUCCUGCCGAAGCCAACAUCUCUGAUGGGCUGAACUUCUUUAACGCUCUGCUGCACGAGAAGGUCAUUGUCGUCCCCGGUAUCUUCUUUGACUUGAACCCGGCCCACCGGAGAGACCUCUUCGAUAGUCCUUGCCAUCAUUUCGUUCGUCUCAGCUACGGUCCUAAGAUGGAAGUUCUGAAGAAGGGUAUGGACGGAAUUGAGCGUGUAGUUCGCCGUGCUCGGGGAGAGCCCGUGGAUGAUCUGGGCGAGCCAGCAGAUGAGGUUGCUGUUCAGGACUAGAUGUUCCUUCUUCGCCCUUUUUUUUCUUGUCUAUCCACCUACAACAUUUCCUUUUUUGGUGUUUCUCUUUCAACGUGGGUUUGCGUAACUGACUACGCGUUAUGAAUGCGCGGAUUUUUUCUUUUCAGUUCAGAUAAACGUGGUAGACUGGGUCACGAGGGUAUUGUAGAGGUUUAGCUAUUUAGUUUAUUCCAUUUGAGUCUCAACUAUUA
Messenger RNA from Monascus purpureus, 2275 nucleotides. The record is from the annotation of a GenBank genome assembly. NCBI's taxonomy places the organism in Eukaryota, Fungi, Ascomycota, Eurotiomycetes, Eurotiales, Aspergillaceae.